Molecule: messenger RNA, 1487 nt
Organism: Drosophila serrata
Lineage: Eukaryota; Metazoa; Arthropoda; Insecta; Diptera; Drosophilidae
Gene: Spn42Dc
Product: Serpin 42Dc
Molecular function (GO): serine-type endopeptidase inhibitor activity
Source: RefSeq, a predicted model, not a curated record
UUCCAGCUAAUCAGUUUUUGCUCUCUCUCCUCGAAAGGCACCUGGCGCUCUGCUCUCUUGGAAUUUAUCUUAUCGGGACGCUUUUCGUUCAGUUGUGAGUCACAGCCGAUGGUUCCGAGUGUCAGUUAGCUCCGCACCGUCUGGCAGACACCUUGAAUCUGAAUCUACGCUCGAUCCUCCUCAGCAUUUGAUUGUUUUUUCCGGUAUUGAAAUGUGUGAUCCCCAAGACAGCAGGAAUCUCUUUGCGGGCAUUCUUAUAGAUGCCAUAACCCAGGAUGUCCUCACCCGAGGUGUGGAGCCCCUGGUCAACACAGUUUUCUCCCCUGCAUCUGUCCAAAGUUGCCUGACGCUGGCCUACCUGGGUGCCUCAGGAUCGACGGCUGAGGAGCUCAGGAAUGUCCUACAACUCGGUCCCGGUGACCGGCAUCACAUUGCCCGCACCUUCGGGGAGUUCUGGCGGACGAGCUGCAACUAUGGUGCCAGGGGACCCGUCCUGAAGUCAGUCAACCGACUGUACGUGAACGCUGCCCUGGAACUGAAGCCGGAGUUUAACGAGAUGGCCAUGGACUUCUUCCAAUCUAAGGCGAAGCCGGCACAUUUUGCCGACUCGGCAGCAGCAACGCUGAAGAUCAAUAACUGGGUGGAGCGGCAGACGGAGCACAAAAUAUGUAACUUGCUGCAGGCGGACGCAGUGAACGAGGAGACGAGCGCCGUGCUCAUCAACGCUCUGUACUUCAAGGGACUUUGGCAGAAGCCCUUCAUGCCAGAGUCCACACAGAAAGAGAACUUCUAUGUGGACCUUUCCAACCGCGUUCCGGUUGAUAUGAUGUACCAGGAGGAUAAGUUUAAGUUCGCCGACCUGCCACACUUGAAGGCGAGAGCCGUGCAGCUGCCGUACGACUACUCAAACGUCCACAUGCUCAUCCUGCUGCCCAAUGAUAAAUGUGGUCUGCACUAUCUGGAGAGUCGUUUAAAGGAAGUGGACUUGGCCGACAUUGAUGCGGGGAUGACCAUGCAGGACGUGGAAAUUUCCCUGCCUAGGAUGACCAUUGAGUACGAUGUGGACCUUAAGAAUAUACUAAAACAGAUUGGCAUUGAAGAAGUCUUUAGCGACAAGGCUCUCCUGGACGGACUUUUCACGUCUCGGAAAGGACAGAAGAUCUCGGCGGCCAAGCACCGUGGCUACAUUAGUGUCAAUGAGGCUGGCUCAGAAGCGGCAGCCGUCACCUUUAUGAAGAUCGUGCCCAUGAUGCUGAAUAUGAAUAAGAGGCAGUUCAGGGCGGAUCAUCCGUUUGUGUUCUACAUUCGCAGUGCCCAGGCAGUGUUCUUUGCCGGCCGAUUCGUGACCCCGGUGAGGGACUCCGAGGAAGAUUCGGAAGAAGGGGUAGGAGAUGUUGCUUCAUCGCAUGCCUUAUAAGUCAGUGUAUAGUGUAUAGUUUAGGAACGAGGCAGAGAGACCCAAUAAAAGUGUGUCAACAGCUGGGAAA